GCGCCCCGCCACCCCCCGGCAUCCCGCCCCACCACGACCCCCUCUACAGCUCGGCUGAGUCGCCUCGCCAAGAGCGAGUCUUGCAACCCGGGGCAUUUUCUGGGGAGACGCCCAGUCUGAGGGCUGCUGGAACUGACGGGGAGGGACAGGCGUCCGGGACGGCCGGGUGAGCGGGUCCUGGCGGGGUGGGGGGCAGGGCCGCGAGGCUGGCAGGGUGGAAGCGGGCGCUCAGCGUAGCACCACCUCGAGGGGACAGGGAGGGCCGGCCCGGAUGGCUAGGGACGCUGGAAGUCUCGCAAGAGUACGAGCUGGGCCCCAGGGGCGCCUCCUGGCAGGGCAUCCCGCUGCCCAGCGGAGGCCUGGCGACCAGGAUGCCGGACCCGUCUCGUGAGCUGGCCCCGCUGCCCGGCCCAGGCGCGACGCCAACAGAUGCUGCGGGGCUGGAGGCGGGGGACCCUCAGCCGGUAGCGGCCGGCGCGGUCCGCACCAGCCUCGACAGCCGCCGCCGUCGCCCGCCCCGGCGCUCCCCGCUCACGGGGCCUUACCGAGGCACUGUCCCACCGGCGUGCUGAACGGAUUCCCCAGGAGGAACUCCAUCUUGCACGGAAAGCGCGGCGGCGGACGGGGCGUCCAGUCUGCCCGCCCGGGUCUCCGCCGUCCCCAGCCGCGGUCCCGACCUGACUGACACUCGCCCCCGCCCCACGCUCAGGAACGCCGAGCCCCGGGCCCUUGGCCACGCCCCCUUGAUACGUCUCAAUUGGGCAACGCCUACAGAGCCCUCAUCCGAUUGGCCUUCGCCUCUACCUCAGCGAAGCUCCCACCCACCCCGCGGCGUCCGAUUGGCCAGAGAGCGAGCUUGAGCUCUGGAGUCCCCGUCAGGCGCUACGUAGCGGCUCCUCCUCUGGCCCGCCUCCGAAAGAGAGGCUUUGCGUGUUGAUUCGCCCAUAUGUCCGUCAAGCUAGAGAAUCCUUAGUAUUAUUGGAUGAAGGACGAGUCAAUCACUCAAACCGGGGCAAGGAGAGGCGGUGCAUCCACGAAUAUCCCCGCCCACAAAAAGUGCUGAUUGGGUAAACGGUUGUUUGCUCUAAGCCUGGUUGGUGUGGUAGGAUUUCCCCGCCCCAAGAACUGAUCACGUGAUGCGUCCACUUUCACCCAGGAUGUCUACCUCUUAACUUCCCCUUAGCGACCGAGCGGGCGGCGCUUAAGGUUCCCUAGCAACCGGGGGACGCUGUUGCUACGCGGACCCAGCCUGGAAGCUGGCGCCUGAGACGAGAGGAGAGGAGACCCGGGGCGGACAGUGGGGAGAGAGGAAACUGCUGCACCUGCUUCCCGGCGAAGAGGCUCUUCAGGUCGCAGCAGCGUCGGACUUGAAGCUGCUGUCUCUGCCGCCUAACUCUGGGCUCACUGACGCCACUGACAGGGAACAUGAGCCGGCUGCACAACUCCAUAGAGCCGCUCGUGAUGGACGACGAGAUGCUGAAGCUGGCCGUGAGCGAGCAGGGGCCUCGCGAGGAGGCCGGGCAGCUGGCCAAACAGGAGGGCAUCCUCUUCAAAGAUGUCCUGACCCUGCGGCUGGACUUCCAGAACAUCCUGCACAUUGAUAACCUCUGGCAGUUCGAGAACCUGCGCAAGCUGCAGCUGGACAACAACAUCAUCGAGAGGAUCGAGGGCCUGGAAAACCUCGUCCACCUGGUCUGGCUGGAUCUGUCCUUCAACAACAUCGAGGUCAUGGGCCUGGACAGCCUGGUGAACCUGGAGGACCUGAGCUUGUUCAACAACCGGAUCUCCAGGAUCGACUCCCUGGACGCGCUGGGCAAGCUGCAGGUGCUGUCGCUGGGCAACAACCAGAUCGACAACAUAAUGAAUGUGAGUGGCCGACACGCACACACCCGUGCGCAUGCGCGGGGCUCGGACAGGGCGGGGUCUGCCGCGUGGGCAG
This is a messenger RNA of Oryctolagus cuniculus (rabbit), 1939 nucleotides long. Lineage: Eukaryota; Metazoa; Chordata; Mammalia; Lagomorpha; Leporidae. The record is from RefSeq and is a predicted model, not a curated record.